AUGUUCUCGGCAUGGCACCAGUUCGAGGCAGGCUGCUUGCUGAUUCUGGAGCUCACUUCACUUCCAGUCUUCUCCAGCAGCACUGGAGUCGAUUGUGCAUUUGAUAUCAUCAGACUGGCAGCAGGGUCCUUCUCACUCUGCACAACCAUCUGUACAGGACAAGACGUCCAUGAGUCGACCGGGGUGGCCAGUUCAUUUUUGGCCGACAUCCCGAUCAGCAGACAACGGAACCCCAGUCAAUUAAAAAGGCCCCAAGGAACCCUGUCCAAGCCCAGCUUCUUUCCCGAAAGGGGCCCUCCGCCAAGCACUCUCAAGACGACGACGACGUCCCCUCAGCGAGUCGACACCUGUGCGGCCAAACUCUAA
This is a messenger RNA of Podospora bellae-mahoneyi, 366 nucleotides long. RefSeq lists its product as uncharacterized. Lineage: Eukaryota; Fungi; Ascomycota; Sordariomycetes; Sordariales; Podosporaceae. The coding region runs from base 1 to 366 and encodes 121 amino acids. The record is from RefSeq and is a predicted model, not a curated record. The transcript has 2 exons.